Molecule: messenger RNA, 1107 nt
Organism: Acaulospora morrowiae
Lineage: Eukaryota; Fungi; Glomeromycota; Glomeromycetes; Diversisporales; Acaulosporaceae
Source: the annotation of a GenBank genome assembly
AUGCACGAACAAGAAAGUUUAUACGCGCAACACGCUUAUGGAAAAAUAUCCAAAGUUCGUUUUUCUACCUCUCCAGGAACCUUCGGUGACAGGAAUACAUUAUUUGCUACAGGAACCUGGGAUGAACAAAAUAAUAAUACGUUAAAGAUAUGGAGUUUAGAAGAAGCAUCGAUUAGUUUAGAAAAUUCCGCUCCUUUCAAUAAUAAAAUUGUUGCAAAAACUAAUCAUAAAGGAGACGUGACUGCUAUGCAAUUUAUUGGUGACAUUUUGUUCACGUCUUCUUCAGGAGGCGAUUUCAACGCGUUUAAAUGCAUACAAUCUGAACGCGAAGUAGAAACAGAUUUGGAUUUUGCUAUAGAACCUCAAAUACGCUAUAACUACACGUUGGAGACAAUCAUGACUCAUCAAUUGCAUAGUUUUUCGGAAGGCAGAAGUGCAUCUGCUACUGGUAUUGCAAUUAGACCCAACAGUGAAAACGAUCCUGAAAUUGUUAGUGUUGGGGAAGAUGGUCGUCUUAUACUUUUUAAGCUUGACGAGCACAACCAGUUCCAAAUCGUAGAUGCAGCUGAUACCUCUGGUUUCAAGGCUGUCGCAUGGCCAUCAUCAGAUCAAAUAAUUACAAUUGGUAUAUCUGGACAGUUAAGGCUUUUUGAUCGACGAGGACCCAGAAAACCUAUGGUAUUUUAUGACCCCGAUCGUCCAAGGGAUUCCCUAAAUUGUUUAGCAGUUAACCCUUCCCAGGUGAGUCAAAUUGCCACUGGCAGCUCUGAAGGCCUUGUAACAACUUGGGAUAUUCGAAAUUGCUCUGGGCCUUUAAAACAAGUUCAUCCACAUGAAACACAUGUAUAUGAGUUAAUAUUUCAUCCGUAUCGCCCAGCGUUUCUUUUUAGCUGUUCGGAAGAUGGAACAAUAGGCGUCAUAAAUUUGAACGCAUCAUCUAUAGAAGGUUUUAGGGAUUACGGAAUGGCAAGAGAGAAUGUCAUGAUUCACAAAUAUAACUAUGACUAUAACGAUCUUGCCAUUAACUCUAUUGACUAUCAUCCUCUUUCUAAAUUGUUGAUUGGUGGGGGAGAUGGUCAAAACUUAUUUUCUAUGAAGUUUGACUAA